AUGACCAACUUUGUUCCGGCUGAUAACAUUGGUCGCGUUGCGAAGUUAACUCCACCUAUCACUGGUCGUCGAAGACACUCUUCAGUGGGAAAAUUCGAUUUGGGUGACACCUCGGUAAGAGCGCUCCACUCAAUUCCUUCACGGAAGGCAAGGUAUGCCCAAGCUGAAGAUCUCAAUAGGGUAACCUCAAAAGACGCCACUGAUCAGGACGUUCUUCAAAAAUUGUGGAUCUCACUCAAAAUACUCAUCGUAAGACACACGUGGGUUCCUCCUUUGGUUGUCCUCAUCGUGACUAGGACGGUAUACAUUCUCUCGAAUAAUUACACGGCCUCAAACCCUCUCCACGCAUUUUUUGGUCUGUCAUAUCAAAUUCCUGGAACAAACCCUCCGAUGUACGGCAAGGGAUGGAAGGAUUUCUUGUUUGUUUUCCACAUGAUGAUCUUCUUCACCUUCUUCAGGGAGUUUGUCAUGCAGGUUAUUUUGAAACCAUUGGCUGAGUACUUUGGUCUGCAAAAACGCGGCAAAAAGCAAAGAUUCAUGGAACAGACUUACUCUGUUGUCUAUUACGCCAUCACCGGUCCUUUGGGUCUCUAUAUCAUGUAUCACACUCCUAUGUGGUUUUUCAAUACUUCCGAGUUCUACAGAGAUUACCCACAUAAAACCCACGAGUACCUUUUCAAGUUGUACUAUUUGGGUCAGGCAGGAUUCUGGGCUCAACAAUCUGUUGUUCUUACACUUCAGUUGGAAAAGCCAAGAAAGGACUUCAAAGAAUUGGUCUUCCAUCAUAUUGUUACCAUGCUCUUAAUUGGCUUAUCAUACAGAUUUCACUUUACUUGGAUGGGUCUUGCUGUCUAUAUUACGAUGGAUAUUUCUGACUUCUUCUUGGCUGUUUCUAAGACCCUGAAUUAUUUGAAUUCACCUCUUAUCACUCCUUUCUUCUUCAGUUUCGUCGUUGUUUGGUUCUAUGCCAGACAUUACCUUAACAUUAAAAUCUUAUGGUCUGUUCUCACCGAGUUCCGUACCGUUGGUCCUUACAAAUUGAGUUUCCCGGAUCAGCAGUAUAAAUGCUGGAUUUCUCAGCCAAUCGUUUUUGUCCUUAUCUUUGCCUUACAGCUAGUCAACAUCUAUUGGUUUGCCAUGGUCUUGAGAAUUGCAUACAGAUACAUAUUCCUCAACAUCAGGAAGGAUGAAAGAUCUGAUGAUGAAAGUACCGAAGAAGAAGAGGACAAAGAGGAUGCAAGAGAGAGAACUGCCAAUCAAGUCUCUCAGAAGAAGGUUAACUAA
Brettanomyces nanus is the source of this 1284-nucleotide messenger RNA. RefSeq lists its product as uncharacterized. The record is from RefSeq and is a predicted model, not a curated record. NCBI's taxonomy places the organism in Eukaryota, Fungi, Ascomycota, Pichiomycetes, Pichiales, Pichiaceae. Gene Ontology annotation, cellular component: membrane. The transcript has a single exon. The coding region runs from base 1 to 1284 and encodes 427 amino acids. Gene Ontology annotation, molecular function: sphingosine N-acyltransferase activity. Gene Ontology annotation, biological process: ceramide biosynthetic process.